AUGGAACCAUAUCCCGCACCGUCAUCCGCGACGCUGUCGCCCCAAUCACCACCCGUUGGUCAACCCCCAUCCUCGAUCUUUCGACCCCGCCGAUCCGACGAUUGGCAUGAGUAUCGCGAAAUCAUCGAGCAACUCUACCGCAAUGACCAGCUCAAAUUACGAGAUGUCAAGCGGAUCAUGGAAAGAGAAUAUCGAUUCUAUGCCUCAGAAAAGCAGUAUAAAGAUCGACUGGCCGCAUGGCAUGUUCGCAAGAAUAUCAAGGCCAAGGAAGUGCACUUGAUGAUUCGCAAACAGCAGAAACGCGCGGCACGAGGGAAGGAGACGGCAUUCCGCGUCAACGGCCAGGAUGUCGAUCCCAAACGAAUCGCCCGUUUCGUGCGUCGGUACGGACGCUCGUGGGAUCACGAUCGAGACCGAGACGCUGAAGAUCAAAGUCCCGAGCCAAAGACUCCGUCGGACAUGACUUGCUAUACCCCUGAGCCGGAAGAUACGGCUGCCACGCCUGUCUCACCACCCGAUGUACAGUCCCCGACGAGGGAAACAUCCACCUAUCCAUUAAACUAUGACCCAAAUUCCAUUGAGACCCUCCCUGAUCUCAUCAUGGAUGAUGAUCAUCACGCGUUUCCACCGAUGCACAUGCAUCCCAAUCAGGCUCAACGAGCAUCGCGAAGACCAUUUCACCCCUCAGAGCCAUCGAUGCAUCAACUACCACAGCCAUCAUAUUCAUCCCACCCGUCUCACUCCUCUCAUCCUUCUCACCAAUCUCACCCAUCUCACCUACCGGCUCCUGGAGCUCAUCAGUCCAGUCAUCCGCCGUCACAUGCCAUCGUUCACCCGCUCUCACCGCAACCCACCAAUCCCCAUGCACAGAGCCACGAUCACCACGCCCAUGCCCAACACGCUCAGCCACCAGCCAUGCUGCCUCAACCGGGGAGCUCACAGCUCCGGGCGAUACAUCCGAAUAGCGUCCCGGAUGUCUAUGCACACACUCAUCCGGGCACCUACGCCAGCCUCGAUGCCUUCCAGAAUCGCCUCGGGGAACUGCAGAUGACCCUGAAUCAGUCCAUGGCCAAGUGGGCUCGAGAUCAGGAUCCUAACCAUGAAAUGCCUCAUCAUGAGCAGCUGGGGCUAUGA
This is a messenger RNA of Penicillium oxalicum, 1134 nucleotides long. Its product is annotated as Clr5 domain-containing protein. The transcript has 4 exons. Lineage: Eukaryota; Fungi; Ascomycota; Eurotiomycetes; Eurotiales; Aspergillaceae. The record is from RefSeq and is a predicted model, not a curated record. Bases 1 to 1134 code for a protein of 377 amino acids.